Molecule: messenger RNA, 1632 nt
Organism: Thlaspi arvense
Lineage: Eukaryota; Viridiplantae; Streptophyta; Magnoliopsida; Brassicales; Brassicaceae
Source: the annotation of a GenBank genome assembly
AUGGAGAUAGAAUCAGCCAAGGAACUCGGCGAGACGCAGCGGAGCUGGAUUCUCCGACCUCCGGAGCAGAAGAAGAAGAAGAAGGUGAACGUCAACCUCUAUGUCAUACUUGGAUUCUUAAUCAGCGCGUUUAUAGUCGGAACUAUAUCGACGACUGUGAAAUCGACGCCUCGCCACGAACGGAAAAGAGAGGAGCCAGAUCAAUACGCCCUCGCUCUGAAGACGGCAUUGUCCUUCUUCGAGGCACAAAAGUCUGGGAUAUUACCUAAGCAAAAUGUUCAUAAUGUCUCCUGGAGAGGAGACUCUUGCACGCGCGAUGGGAAAGGCGAUCCCGGAGAGUUUUACAAAGAUUUGGUCGGUGGCUAUUACGACGCAGGAGACGCUAUAAAAUUCAGCUUCCCGACGUCGUAUGCUAUGACGCUCUUGAGCUGGAGUGUGAUUGAAUACAGUGCCAAGUACGAAGCUGCAGGAGAGCUGGAGCAUGUCGGAUCUGGUGAUACUAGGAAAGGAAGUUUAGUUGAUAAUGAACACUACUGCUGGAUCCGUCCUGAGGACAUUGACUACAAAAGGACCGUAGCUUCAUGUUACGGUUCCUGCCCUUAUCUCGCUGCCGAGAUGUCCGCGGCUCUGGCGUCUGCUUCCAUUGUGUUCAAGGAAGACACGGAGUAUUCGAAAAAGCUCGUCGACGGAGCUAAGAGGCUUUACGCCUUUGCAGACUCAACGAAGCUUAGUCAACAACAUAGAGAGGCCAGCGAGUUUUACCAAUCAACUCUCUCGUGGGAUGAACUUUUGUGGAGUGGCACUUGGUUGUACUAUGCAACUGGCAGUGUGUCGUAUCUUGAUCAGGUUACCACGGAAGUUUUGGCCACUCGUGCCGGUGCCUUUGAGACUGGCGCUUACUAUGGUGUUUUCAGCUGGGACAAUAAGCUUCCAGGGGCUCAGUUGCUAUUGACCCGACUUAGGCUGUUCCUCGGGCCUCCGUAUCCGUAUGAGGAGAUGUUGAGCACCUUCCACAAACAAAUAGGUGUAGUUAUGUGCUCAUACUUGCCUUAUUUCCACAAAUUUAACAGAACCAAGGGUGAGUUUUCUCUGAUUGAGGUUUGCUGGAACGUAGCUAAUGCGGCUUUCUUAGCGACGCUAUUCAGUGAUUAUCUAGAAGCUGCUAAUACUCCUGGAUGGUACUGUGGCCCUACUUUCUACCCUAACGAUGUCCUACGCGAGUUUUCAAGAUCGCAGAUUGAUUACAUACUCGGUAGAAACCCAGGGAACAUGAGUUAUGUUGUUGGUUUUGGGGACCUUUACCCGAAACGUGUACAUCACAGAGGAGCUUCAAUACCGCAGAGUGUUAAGAAUGAAAGCUGCGAAGGAGGAUGGAAAUGGAGAGACAGCAAAGAGGAAAACCCAAACGAGAUCAUUGGAGCAAUGGUUGCUGGACCUGACAAGCAUGACGGUUUCCAUGACGUUCGUUCAAACUACAACUACACGGAGCCGACUCUGUCGGGGAAUGCCGGUCUGGUCGCUGCUCUGGUGGCACUAUCAGGAGGUAAGACUAUCGACAAAAACACAAUCUUCUCUGCGAUACCUCCCCUUAUUCCAGACACUCCGUCGCCUCCACCACCUUGGGAGCCGUAA